Cladocopium goreaui is the source of this 686-nucleotide messenger RNA. The record is from the annotation of a GenBank genome assembly. Lineage: Eukaryota; Dinophyceae; Suessiales; Symbiodiniaceae.
AUCACCUCAACUUGUCACGCCGUGGCUGAUGUGUGAUGUCGGCGUUGCACCCUGAGUUGCGUGCCAGGCUCCAAAAGUUGGGCGAUGGCGAGGAAGAUCUCCCGAAUGAGUCGAGGCAGCCCAUGGUGGACAAGGGCGGUUUGGACACGGAAGUGGACCGGCUUCUGCAGCAGCUGGAGGACUUGGACAGUCGGAGUCUUGCGCUCCAGCAGAUGGAUCGCAAGGAUCAUUCCAGGUGGCGCAAGGAUGAUGAAGUUCGAGCGCAGAGUUUCCCGGGAAAUCGCCCGGGGCAGGAUAGUCUCCAGCAUCCUUUGGACGCAGGCCUCGAUCGCAGCUCGCUGCGCCGGAAGACGCCGCACUUGGCCAAGCUGCAACGGACCCCCAGCAGCGCUGGAAAUGGCCGCAGCGCAGCGGUGGCCGCGCUGCCUCCGUUGCUGAAGGCCUCUGCGUCGGCACCAUGCUUGACACGGCCGCGAGGCAAUUCCUUCAGACUGGCUCCGGAGCAUUGAGCUGUCAGAAUCUCCGUGAACAUCUUGGAUCACACAUAGGGAGCUGUGCAGGAACACCACAGGAAUUCUGACAGAAAUGGGAAUCCAAACAUAUUCCCGCUUUAUUCUUUACAAUGUGUCUCACAGAUUGCAUGUUUUGAAGUUUGUCUACAAACACGAGCUGGUGUUGGGUUAUUU